CAGACUGGACAGGGACUCAAACACAUUUCAGCAUCACCAGAUGCAAGAUGAGGAGGUGACAGGCUUCACUGGACUUUACUGCAGUAACAGUCAACAGGUUCUAGAGAAGAAAACAAAGUGCAAAGACAGUAGACCUUCAUCAGGAGUAAAGACGUGGGAGUUUUUGGAAGACACUACAGAAAAACCUCAGCUUAACUGAAGGAACUGAAAGCCAAACUUUGUUUGGGGAAAAGGUGAAUCCACUUGGAAGGGGACCUUCAGGACUCCACUUGGGCCAAAUUUCACAGAGGAAAAAUUUGAGGAAGCAAUUUUGACGUGCCACAACCAUUCACCUCUAUAACAGGUUGAACUUAAUGGAGGAUCCCAUUUUGAAAAUUUCCAUGGUGCCAUCCACAUCACCCACAGACUCCCCCAGGAGCAACUCCACAGAGGAGAGCCAUGACGGUAAAAGUCCAGCUCCUGGAAAGACCCUAAGCACAGGUAUGCUGUGUAAGGUGUGUGCAGACACAAGCAGUGGGAAACACUAUGGUAUCUAUGCCUGCAAUGGCUGCAGUGGUUUCUUCAAGCGCAGUGUGAGACGCAGACUAAUUUACAGGUGCCAAGCUGGAACAGGCAUGUGUCCAGUUGAUAAAGCUCAUCGUAACCAGUGCCAGGCUUGUCGUCUCAAGAAAUGCCUUCAAGCUGGCAUGAACAAAGAUGCUGUGCAGAAUGAACGUCAGCCCCGAAGCACUGCUCAAGUCAGGCUGGACUCUCUGGAUGUGGACACAGAAAAAGAGCACCUGGCCACCACCCGGGAACCCACGUCCUCAUCGUCUACAUGCUCUGUGAUCAGCAGGCCCCUGCUUGCCUCCUCCAUUAGCUCCAACAUAAGCUCCACUGGCCCCAACCAGCGCAGCAUCAGCCCCAAGAACAGUCACCGCUUCAUGGCCAGCCUGAUGACUGCAGAAACCUGCGCUAAGCUAGAGCCUGAGGAUGUGGAUGAAAAUAUUGAUGUUACCAGUAAUGAGCCUGAGAGAAGCUCUCCAGAGUGCAACACGUCCCUCUACUCAUAUUCUGGCCCUGAGAGUGUAUAUGAGACCUCAGCUCGUCUCCUCUUCAUGUCUGUUAAAUGGGCAAAGAACCUGCCAGUGUUCUCCCAUCUGCCCUUCAGGGACCAGGUGAUUCUACUAGAGGAGGCGUGGAGUGAGCUGUUCCUCCUCUGUGCCAUCCAGUGGUCACUGCCACUUGACAGCUGCCCCCUGCUCUCCUUGCCUGACUUGUCUCCUCCUUCCCAGUGCAAGAGCAGCCCCUCUGCCUCUGAUCUGCGCCUUCUGCAGGAGGUCUUCAGCCGCUUCAAAGCCCUGCAGGUGGACCCCACUGAGUUUGCCUGCUUGAAGGCCAUUGUUCUUUUCAAGCCAGAGACACGUGGCCUCAAAGACCCAGAACAAGUUGAGAAUCUGCAGGACCAGUCUCAAGUAAUGCUUGCUCAGCAUAUACAUACACUGUACACCAGUCAGGCAGCAAGGUUUGGAAGGCUAUUGUUACUUCUUCCCUCCCUACACUUUGUGAGCUCAGAGAGGAUUGAGCUGCUCUUUUUCCAUAGAACCAUCGGAAACACUCCCAUGGAGAAGCUACUCUGUGACAUGUUCAAGAACUGAAAAACUGUGAAAACUGUGAUGCUGCUGAGAGUGCACUAAACACUGGAGCAUAAAAUCAUUUAACUUUUAGGUGCUUUCUUCCUUGACUGCUGUAUUAGUGAGAGGUUGCAAUGCUUAUCACUUCAAUCAAUUCCUCAUGGAGAGAAAUGUUAUACUGUUCUUCCUUCACACAUAUUUUAAAAUAUUUGUGCUAGACUUUGUAUUUUAAUACUGCUCACAAGUAUAUGAUGUUUAUUUUACGAAUUAUGUCAUUUAGGUAGAGCGCUUUCAGUCAUCUUUAUGCGUUAAUGUAUUUAAAUGCAUAAAUGCCUUUUAAGCUUUUUACAAUGCAAGAUUAUUUUGAUAAAAGCUUUUCAAAAGUAGGACUUUUUAUUUAAAAACACAGUAUUUUUACUAUGCUCACAGACA
This is a messenger RNA of Pygocentrus nattereri (red-bellied piranha), 2045 nucleotides long. RefSeq names its product nuclear receptor subfamily 2, group E, member 3 (gene nr2e3). Lineage: Eukaryota; Metazoa; Chordata; Actinopteri; Characiformes; Serrasalmidae. Gene Ontology annotation, biological process: cell differentiation; positive regulation of transcription by RNA polymerase II; negative regulation of transcription by RNA polymerase II. The transcript is spliced from 8 exons. Bases 354 to 1637 code for a protein of 427 amino acids. The record is from RefSeq and is a predicted model, not a curated record. Gene Ontology annotation, molecular function: zinc ion binding; RNA polymerase II cis-regulatory region sequence-specific DNA binding; nuclear receptor activity.